Molecule: messenger RNA, 303 nt
Organism: Symbiodinium sp. CCMP2592
Lineage: Eukaryota; Dinophyceae; Suessiales; Symbiodiniaceae
Source: the annotation of a GenBank genome assembly
AUGGAAAAUUUGAUCUGCUGUGGAGAGCGCGGCUGCCCCACGGUGCAGGGUCAGACCGAGCAGCGUUUCUUCUGUGUGAUCGAGCAGCACUCUGCGCACGGGCCUUUCGACAUCGAAGACAUCGAGGACCUUGGACACAGCCAGGCGGGCCAGGAGAGGGCUACUUCCCCGCGGCCGGACCUUGAUCAACACGUGGCCGAGGCGCUGGGACCACUUCUGCCGAAGGAUGAGUUGCCACCAAAGAUCUUUGGCCGACGUGGAGACAAGGCUCCCUCUGUGAUCACUGCAUCGAUGGUGAUUUGA